This is a messenger RNA of Cricetulus griseus (Chinese hamster), 1362 nucleotides long. NCBI's taxonomy places the organism in Eukaryota, Metazoa, Chordata, Mammalia, Rodentia, Cricetidae. The record is from RefSeq and is a predicted model, not a curated record.
AUGCAGGCGAUUAAAUUUGUGUCUGAUGAACACUGGGGCACAGAGCGGGACAUAGUCACCCAACCCCCGCCGAGGGGAUGGGUAGUGCCGCGGUCCCCCGGGGCUAGAGCUGUUUCCUAUCCCGCGAAAGGCGGUGGUCGUGCUCCCCCUGUUGCGCCAGAAGGGGGUCUCAGCGGUCCCCAUCCUGUGCCUCCUUGCACUCCUGCAGACGCCACCUCUACUGAGGAGCGCAUCGAAGCUGCCAGGGGCCUCCCAGGACCAGACCCCGGCCAGCCCUCGCCAGCCCUGGAGGACUGGGAGGAGGCCAGCGAGUGGACGUCAUGGUUCAACGUGGACCAUCCGGGAGGAGAUGGCGACUUCGAGAGCCUGGCCGCCAUCCGCUUCUACUACGGUCCCGCGCGCGUGUGCCCACGGCCUCUGGCGCUGGAGGCGCGCACCACAGACUGGGCGCUACCGGCCUCCGUGGGCGAGCAGGUGCACGCCAACCCAGCGCGCGGCUUCUGGUGCCUCAAUCGGGAGCAGCCGCGAGGCCGCCGCUGCUCCAACUACCACGUGCGCUUCCGCUGCCCACUCGAGGCUGCGUGGGGACCAUGGGGUGCGUGGGGUCUCUGCUCCAAGAGCUGCGGGCCAGGCCGUCGCCUGCGCCGCCGCAGCUGUCAAAGCUCGUCUGGGGACACGUGUCUUGGUAAUCCCCAGGAGGCGCAGAAGUGCGUGAGGUCCCGGUGCCCAGGGUGUAGCUCUGACACCUGCAGGUGCCCUGACCACAUCCUCUUGGGCUCAGUGGUCACCCCAUCUGGGCGACCGCUGCCAGGAGCUAGGGUCUUCCUUAAAGCCAGACCUGGCACCAUAGCCACCAGUGACACCCAUGGAACCUUCCUGGUGCCUGGAGUCUGUGCUGGCGGCCAGACCAAUGUCAGUGCCCAGAUGGAUGGCUUCUCCACCGGUACAGCACUGGCCCAUGCCAACAGCUCCAACUCAGCCGUGGUGACCAUCGUCCUCAAAGAGUUAGGGAAACCAUACCUGGUAAAACACCCCGAGUCCCGAGUGCAAGAGGCAGGCCAGAAUGUGACCUUCUGCUGCAAGGCUUCGGGGACCCCCAUGCCUAAGAAAUAUUCCUGGUUCCACAACGGGACCCUGCUGGACCGGCGCCAGCAUGGGUCUGGGUCGCACCUGGAGCUGCGGGGGCUUCGCGAGGACCAGGCAGGGGAGUACCACUGCAAGGCUUGGAACGAGGCUGGCGCCGUGCGCUCCCGCGCCGCCCAGCUCACGGUGCUCGCUCCCGGCCAGCCGGCCUGCGAUCCCCGACCCCAGGAAUACUUGAUCAAGCUUCCGGACGACUGCGGCCAGCCGGGCGGCGGCCCC